AUGGCUAGGAAGACAAAGCUUAGGAGGAUAGAAUCUGUAUCGUUGCCCCACCAUGUGGUUGAGAUAAUCAUGGAGAGACUUCCUGUGAAGUCUCUGCUGAGUUUUAAGGCUGUGUCAAAGCAAUGGAAAUCAACGAUCGAAUCCCGGUUCUUCCAAGAAAGACAGUUUAAGAAUCGUCAACAGUUUGGAGAUCAAGAUGUUCUCAUGGUGUCUUCAACUUCUCUAAGAACACUUGUGUUUGGCUCACUAUCAUCAACAUCAUCAUCGGGCAAGAUCCCUUGGGGAAACGAAACGUACUUAGUUUGUCAGAGCAGCGUUGACGGCCUUGUUUGUCUGUACGAUUCUCACCAACCUGGUUUUGUGGUCAACCCCACAACUGGAUGGUAUCGGCAUCUUCCUCUCUCGAGACUACAACAACUCAUAAUCGACUUAGGAUACCGUUACUUCGAGCUCGGACACGCAAACUUCGAACCUGGGUUCGGUAAAGACGAGUUCACAGGGACGCACAAGCCUGUUUGGCUCUAUAACUCUUUCGAAAUAGGCUUAGAGAAUGCUACGACGUGUGAAGUUUUCGACUUUAGCACCAACUCUUGGAGGUAUGUGACACCCUCUGCUCCUUGUCGGAUUCUUGGAGGCUUCCCUACUCCUGUGUUUGUAGAUGGGUCGCUUCAUUGGUUCACAGAGUGCAAAGAAACCAAGGUGUUAUCUUUCGACCUUCACACUGAAACUUUUAAAAUCACCUCUAAAGCUCCCUUCAAUGCAAGUCAUUGGGAUGUUCUUUUGUGCAACCUCAACAACCGCUUGUGCGUAUCCAAGAUGAAUCUGUCUGACCAAGUUAUAUGGUCGUUCAAUUCAUUCAACAAGACAUGGGACAAGCUUUGGUCCAUAGAUAUUAAUCGAACUUGGCUUUCCUUUGGUUUCCCAACAGUAAGCGCUCUCUCGCCACUAGCAAUUUUUGUGGAGAAGGAGAAGAAGAAGUUGUUGUUUUAUGAUCGUGGUUACAAUCAUACGCUGGUGAUACAUGAUCCUGAAACCAAAUCAUAUGAUGUUGCUCUUUCUGAUGAAUCCAUUGGUUAUCCUGUUUGUUAUUUUCCAAGUUUAAUCUCUAUUUGAUUAUUGUCAAUCUUUGCUUGUUUGUCCAAGUUAUGGUUAUUGUGUUACUUGUUUCAUAUUUGUUUUGAAACAACUUCAGGUCAACCAUUGUUUUGAAGUGUGCUUUCUCAUUCUUUUCUCUCGUUUAGUUCAAUGGUAGCAUAACUGAAAGCAUUCAUCAUGAAAACAAGAGAAUCUCGAGAAAGAAUGAAUUAGAAACAAACGCUUGUUUAAACUCUUCUACGGGAUCUCCUCUUAGUAAGAAGAACCGAAGAAGAACAAGACCUGACUUGAGAAGCUAACUUAACGAAACUCUCUUUCUUGAAUCCAAAGACCAGUGAAGCAACCAAACAGAGAAACACAAUGACCAAAGAUGUAGCCUCUCUCUUCAACUCUUUCACCAAACUGCUAUUGUUGGAUACAUCUUUCUGUAUGGUUGGAUCACAAUAAAGCCAACAAAAACGAAAAUAUUUGUAUGUAUUCGCUUUUGUAGCAGCAGGGUAUAAAACCUCGAAGAAUUCCCUGAAUCAAGUAACGAUUUAUAGCCUACUUCUUUCGUUGUGGAUAAGAACAAGUUCAGAGUUAUGUGGUUUUAGCGUUGCUGCCUUCUCCAUGCCUGUGAUGUAGAUCAGGACCCUCUUAUUUAUAUACGAUGAACAUUUGACAUUUUUUCACACGUUUCUCUAUAGGAUGCCAUAAUACCCGAGAAAGAGCAUGCCAAGUUCUGGAUAGAAAUCUCGAAUAAGUACCGUUUCAUUGACCAGGUACUUUGAACACUUUCUCUUAAAACACUCAUCGUUCCCCUUUAUCAAGAGCAUAUCUGAUUGUGGAUCUUUCUACGAAAACAACCUCUGAGGGAAAGACUUCAACUUGACACUGCACUGACAUGUCAUGCCCUAGACCGGCAAGAUGUUUGCUGACAAAAUAGUAAUGUCUGGUUAUGAAGAGCCGCCUCAUGCAUCAUCAUCUAGGAAAGAAAGAGAGCUAUGUUUCAGGUUUGAGACUCCAAUGUCUGAUCUGUAUACUGAAAACAUGUUAAUUUAGAAUUAUUAUUUUUAUUAAA
Molecule: messenger RNA, 2155 nt
Organism: Brassica napus (rape)
Lineage: Eukaryota; Viridiplantae; Streptophyta; Magnoliopsida; Brassicales; Brassicaceae
Product: F-box/LRR-repeat/kelch-repeat protein At1g09650-like
Exons: 1
Coding region: 1-1113 (370 amino acids)
Molecular function (GO): protein binding
Source: RefSeq, a predicted model, not a curated record